AUGAAACUCCCGUGUAUGGUUUUAUCACUCCUUUUUUUUUCCUUCACCAGUACCAUUUUAGCAGCAGACAUCCCCCUAGGGUCAACCAUCUCUGCCUCAAACCCAAACCAAUCUUGGUCUUCUCCAAACGGCACCUUCUCUCUCGGCUUUACCACUGAUGGAUCCACAAACACCUACUUCUUGGCCAUCACCUACAACGGCUUUCCCAUCUGGAAAGCCGGUGGUGAUCCUGGUGGCGUCACCGACUCCACCGCCACCCUCCGCUUCCUACCCAGCGGCAACCUCCAGCUCCUCAACGGCUCCACGAACGCCCUCGUCUGGCAGUCAAACACCGCUGGCCUCGGCGUCUCCGCCGCCUCCCUCAAUGACUCAGGUAACUUCGACCUCAAAAACGACACCGUUUCUGUUUGGUCCACAUUCAACAAUCCCACUGAUACAAUCCUCCCAGGCCAAAACUUCACUACAAACAACAUUUUGCGAUCUGGGUUGUACUCAUUUCGGCUUCUUAGAUCAGGAAAUUUAACUCUUACAUGGAAUGAUUCUAUUGUUUAUUACAAUUCUGGGCUGAAUUCAUCUAUGAAUAUAAACUUAACUUCACCAAGUUUAGGCCUUCAGCCAAUUGGCAUAUUUUCUCUGUUUGAUCCUUCUCUUCCGGGCCCGGUAAUUAUAGCUUAUAGUAGUGAUUAUGUUGAGGGGACUGAUAUACUGAGGUUUGUGAAGUUGGAUGGUGAUGGAAAUUUGAGGAUUUAUAGCUCUGCUAGGGGUAGUAGAACCGAGAUUGUGAGAUGGGCUGCUGUUAGUGAUCAGUGUGAAGUAUUUGGUUAUUGUGGGGAUUUGGGUAUAUGUAGUUACAACGAUACGAAUCCGGUUUGUGGGUGUCCUUCGGAGAAUUUUGAACUGGUUGAUCCGAAGGAUAGUAGGAAGGGAUGUAAGAGGAAAGUAGAGAUUGAGGAUUGUCCUGGGAGUGCAACAAUGUUGCAAUUGGAUCAUGCUAUGUUCUUGACUUACCCUCCAGAGAUAACCUCACAAGUUUUCUUUGUGGGUAUUUCGGCAUGUAGGUUGAAUUGUCUUGUGAGUGGUUCUUGUAUUGCUUCCACUUCAUUAGCAGAUGGGACGGGGUUGUGCUACUUAAAAGUGCCAGCUUUUGUUAGUGGCUAUCAGUCUCCUUCGCUUCCUAGUACUUCAUAUCUUAAAGUUUGUGGUCCUGUGAUACCAAAUCCAUCUACUUCUUUGGUGGGUAUUGAUAAGGACAAUGGUUGGAGGUUGCAUGCUGGGAUUGUUGCUGUAGUGGUUGUGGGUAGUCUCUUGGGUUUGAUUGUGUUGGAGGGUGGUUUAUGGUUUUGGUGCUGCAGAAAUAGCCCCAAAUUUGGUGGAUUGUCAGCUCAAUACGCACUGCUUGAUUACGGGAUGGUGUUGUUGGAGAUUGUGAGUGGCAAAAGAAACUUUGAAGUCUCCGAAGAAACAAAUCGGAAAAAGUUCUCGGUGUGGGCUUAUGAGGAAUUCGAGAAGGGUAAUGUUGAGGCAAUUGUGGAUAAAAGACUUACUAGCCAGGAGGUGGAUAUGGACCAAGUGUUGAGGGUGAUUCAAGUAAGUUUUUGGUGCAUCCACGAGCAGCCUUCUCAAAGGCCUAUGAUGGGAAAAGUCGUGCAAAUGUUAGAAGGGAUUACUGAAAUUGAUAAGCCGCCAGGCCCAAAGGCCUUUACAGAAGGAUCAGUUGGUGGGACUAGUGUAAACGCCAGCAGUGUCAGUGCUCUGUCCACCUUUGCAGCUUCAGCCCUUGCUCCCUCCUCUUCAUCUUCUUUCCAAGCUGCCGGUGUUUCAUCUAUUGCUUCAGGAAAGAAUUUGGAAAGGGCAUCUUCGUCGCUUUUACAGUCGGAGUCAAAUUGA
Messenger RNA from Ilex paraguariensis (yerba mate), 1887 nucleotides. Lineage: Eukaryota; Viridiplantae; Streptophyta; Magnoliopsida; Aquifoliales; Aquifoliaceae. The record is from the annotation of a GenBank genome assembly.